Molecule: messenger RNA, 390 nt
Organism: Phytophthora nicotianae INRA-310
Lineage: Eukaryota; Oomycota; Peronosporomycetes; Peronosporales; Peronosporaceae
Exons: 3
Coding region: 1-390 (129 amino acids)
Source: RefSeq, a predicted model, not a curated record
AUGCUGGCUGGCUCCAGUGUCAAUAACCUCCUCGUCGCCGUAUGCGACGAAACGGUGUUCACCUACUUUUCAGCCUACAAGGACGGCGCCAGUGGGUACGCCGACUACAUCCGCUUGGACAGCAACUGCUCGUGUAAGAUCCCUGACAACAUUGUGUCGGACGUGUCGGCAUCGUUACUGUGUCUGGCACGGCGGUAUUCACUCCACUCAAUCAAGAAGUACCGAAGCCUGGAGACGGCAUCGGUGUCAUCAGCGUGGAAGGAUUGGAGGUACUUGACCAUUCAGUUCAUCCAGAAGGAAAUUCACGCCUUGGGAGCCGAAACGUUCUACGAUCUCAGCGACCCAGAAGACCAGAAGAAGGCAGCGGCUGCGUUAUCUUCAUCAUCUUGA